Molecule: messenger RNA, 2132 nt
Organism: Betta splendens (Siamese fighting fish)
Lineage: Eukaryota; Metazoa; Chordata; Actinopteri; Anabantiformes; Osphronemidae
Gene: dok1a
Product: docking protein 1a
Exons: 7
Coding region: 218-1765 (515 amino acids)
Biological process (GO): positive regulation of MAPK cascade; cell surface receptor protein tyrosine kinase signaling pathway
Cellular component (GO): cytoplasm
Source: RefSeq, a predicted model, not a curated record
CCUCUCCUGCGGUGGACUCAACAAUCCCUGCAACACCUCAGGGCAGAGAGGUCAGAGGUCAGAGGUCAGAGCCCGGUCCCUCCGCUCUGUAACCAGGUGGACGACAGGUAGAAGCGCACAAGUACCAGCAGCUCGGCUGAGUGAGCGGAACCUCACAGUCACGACUGCACCUCUCGUCCGGACUCGGCUCAUAUUUCACGCAUGUGUCACCGUGGGCAUGUCCCAGCUCCGCUCGAGAGCUGCUUCCUGCGUCGCUGUGCUUCCACAAGCCAGCGCUCCGAUGGAGCUCCACACCAAGACGGGGCCGGUGUACCUGCAGCCGCACAAAGCGGGGAAGGUGAGUGCGCUGCUGUUGGUCUGGACUCACGCUCUGAUAACAAACGUUACACAGAGGCUCCACGAACAGAAGUGGAAGCCGGUGUGGCUGUCUCUGUUCGCCCCCAGCAGCAGCGGAGUGGGCCGCCUGGAGAUCCAAGACGUGGGAGGUGGGGACUCCGGCACCAGGCGGCAGCAGCUGCCUCACGGGGACCGCAAGGUGGUGCGACUCUCGGAGCUGAUCAGCGUCCUGCGGCUUCCUCCCAACGCCGAGGCCUGUCCCAAGGAGAACAUGUCGGCGUUCUGCGUCGAGACGCACGAACGCACCAUGGUGUUCGCCGCCGCCAAGGACGAGUGCGUGGACUGGGUGGAAAAGCUGUGUCAGAGCACGUUCCAGAGAGGAGGCGCUUCCCGCUCCACCCAGCUCCGCAUGGAGGAGAACCAGAUCUAUGCCUCUGCAGAUGAGGUCCAAGGCUCGCCGUUCUGGGUGGCGGUCCAGAGGACGGAGGCUGCGGCCCGCUGUGGUCUGCAGGGCUCGUACUGGCUGCACGUGGGCCCGGAGGCUCUGCAGCUGAGAGCCCAGCAGGACGACGUGGUCGGGGAGUGGCCCUACAAGCUGCUGAGGCGCUACGGCAGAGACGGGAUGGCGCUAACCAUUGAAGCGGGCCGGCGCUGCGGCUCGGGUCCCGGGACCUUCGUCUUCGAGACGCAGCAGGCCGAGAGCGUCUUCCUCCUGAUUCAGAGCACCAUCAAAAGCAAAACCUCCAAAGUUACUCUGAGUCAGAACCCAGAGGCGGAGAGGGGCCCGGCCAGCAAGGCCCGGUCCCCGCUGCCCCGGACGCCGGACGCGAGCGGCGCGUCCUCACCGUGGGAGAACCGGGCCAAGGUCCAGGGGAAGAUGUGCUCCUCUCUGGAGGACGUUGGAGGAGACUCAGCCGGGUCAGAGCCCGUAGCCGCACAUCCGGCGCCCAUCACUCUCAUGCCUCUGCCGUCAGUGCCCACUCUCAACAGGCCCAGUCCCCGCCCCGACCCGGACGUGGUCCACGCCAGCGCCAGCGACACCCCGCAGCCCAAGGCUCUGUACGUGGAUCCUGCCUGCGUCCUCCCACUCAAACCUCCCGCACAGCACCCACGCUUCAGCAUCGACCACCCGGACUCAGGCUACGCAGAGGUCUACGACAAAAUCAGCCCCGUGCAGAGUAAACGGGGCAAAGCAGACGAGCCCAUUUACGCGGAACCGCUGCAUAAAAAGGAAGACGCUCACACAGGUGAAACCAGGUCCGACCCGUUCGCUCACCUCUACGCUCAGGUCUGCAAGACGGGACGGGCUCCGAGUCCCGCCCCCCCAGGCGGCACCGCCCCGUCUGUCGCCGCCUCAGCGCCGCCUCAGCCUCCACACCCCGACCCCCCUCUGGACGACGUCAUCUACGAAAGUCUAGGGGUCAUUUAGUGGCUGCGUUCCAUUCAUAUGUGCUUCAAAGCUGUGGUUCUGACUCUGAUGUGUGAACCCACCACCCGGGCUCACGUGCAGGUCCUAUAGUAUUACAGCCUCCAGUGUCUCUGCUGAACUCAUUCACUGUUCACUGAUGUAAACUAAAAUGCACAUGCUGCAGCAGGAACUCAGAUGCUCUUAUUGUGGACAUUCAGGAUAGAACUGUGUGUUCCAGACCCACCAGCGGUUCAUAGUGGGCAGCAAACUGGUUCUGUGGGUGGUGACGUCAUUGUGGAUAUUUUGGUAAACUGCACCUCAGAUCUGUCAUUUUUUCAUGCUAACAUGGAAUAAAGGCACAAACUCAAAGCGUUCCCUUAUUAACAAG